Messenger RNA from Vidua chalybeata, 1480 nucleotides. It is a transcript of the gene LRP2BP, whose product is annotated as LRP2 binding protein. NCBI's taxonomy places the organism in Eukaryota, Metazoa, Chordata, Aves, Passeriformes, Viduidae. Gene Ontology annotation, molecular function: protein binding. The record is from RefSeq and is a predicted model, not a curated record. Bases 456 to 1412 code for a protein of 318 amino acids. The transcript is spliced from 8 exons.
GUCCCGCACACACUCGCCAGCCGCGGCAGCGCCCUCCGGAGCCCCGGGCAGCCCGGCACCGGCUGCAGCACCGGCCGGGAGCGGGCGCCGCUGGAAGUCCCGCUGCCGCCGCCAGCCGGGAGCCACGGAGCCCUGAGCGCGGCCUGGGGUUAGCUCGGUUGUGCUGCUGCCAGGCGCAGCCGCCGCAGUGGUUCUGCCAGCGGACCUUAAGGCUGGUUUGGGAAGGCUGGAGCAAGGCAGACUCGGAUCUGCCCAAGCUCUGCCACUAGGCCAGAGAGACUGGCCAGACGAGCCACGCUGUGAAACCCAGCUCUCGCCUUCAGCACAGACAUUACAGCAAGUUCAUCACCAGCCUAAGCAGGACUAGAAUUGGCCGUGGUGGAUCUGGGCACAACCACCUGUUACAUCUUUGCUCAAAACACAUUUGCAAAGACAAAGCUUUGAUUGUCACUUACAUGAGCUUGAAGUAUGCUAGAGAGGAGGACCACUCCCACGGUGCACUGUUGGCAAAAUCGAAGGAGUCGCUGGUGAGAAGAGAGGCGGGUGGAGAUCCUCCAGCACCUUUUCUGGAUGGGCAACGAUACUAUGAACAGGGGUUGUACAAAGAAGCGUUAAAGCAAUUUGAAAAAAUCAAGGAUACAGAUUUUCAAGCAAUGUAUCAGCUUGGUGUAAUGUAUUAUGAUGGACUUGGCACUAAAAAAGACCCUGCAAGGGGAGUGGAAUACAUGAAUAAAAUACUCAACUCUGAUUCCCCAGAAGCAAGUCACUUGAAGUUUGCAGCUGCAUACAAUCUUGGCAGGGCAUAUUAUGAAGGAUGUGGUGUUAAACAUUCAACUGAAGAGGCUGAAAGGUUGUGGCUUACUGCUGCAGACAAUGGAAAUCCAACAGCAAGUAUAAAGGCCCAGAGUACUUUAGGAAUGCUUUAUUCUAUGCCAAUUCUGAAAGAUCUGAAGAAGGCCUUUUUCUGGCAUUCAGAAGCAUGUGACAAUGGAAAUCUGGAAUCAAAGGGAGCACUUGGCAUUAUGUAUCUCUAUGGACAAGGUAUACGUCGAAACAGUAAAGCUGCUUUGGAGUGUUUGAGAAAAGCAACAGAACUUGGAAACAUCUAUGCUCAAGGCCAUCUUGUGGAAUAUUACUACACUAGAAAAUUUUACUCAAAAGCUGCUGCACUAGCCAAAAGGGCUACAGAAAAUGAUGACAUCAACAUGCUAGCCGAGAUAACUGAUUGUCAUCCAACAUAUAUAGCCAAGGGGGCUGCUAUGGCUGCUUUCUACUUGGCUAGAUGCCUCCAGCUUGGCCGAGGCACAGAGAAAGACCAGCAUGCUGCUGAGAAGUACUAUUCUAAAGCAUGCUAUCUGGAUCCUGCUGUUGCUUCUCACCUUGAACUGGCAGCUAAUCUUGGGAGAAUUUAGUGUUUCUUUUAACUGUGACUGGUAUAUAAAUAUAUUUCCUACAGUAAACCAUCAUUGAUCUCCAGCAA